Messenger RNA from Diorhabda sublineata, 519 nucleotides. RefSeq lists its product as uncharacterized. The transcript has 2 exons. The coding region runs from base 1 to 501 and encodes 166 amino acids. The record is from RefSeq and is a predicted model, not a curated record. Lineage: Eukaryota; Metazoa; Arthropoda; Insecta; Coleoptera; Chrysomelidae.
AUGGCUGCUAUGAAUCCUGAACAACUUUUAAAACCUCUCCACUGGAUAACUGGUACAUGGAAAUCAAUAAAUGCUACAGUCAAUUACCCCACUAUGAAGAGUCCGAUAAAUUACAAAGAACUUUUAUCAUUUACCAAUUUUGGUUUUCUUCUUCUCGGGUAUAGUUCGCUUACAUGGAAUCCCGAAACUAAGGCUUUGAUGCAUGUGGAAGGUGGGCAUCUCAGGAUUGCUGAAGAUGGUUGUACAGUGAGUUUACUAACCUCACAAAAUCUUGGAAUAUGUACAGUUGAAGAUGGCACAGUUAAAGACAAAUAUAUGGAAUUAACUGCAUCGAUUAUUUCGAGAUCGAAAUUUAACAAAAAGAAAGUUUGCGGUAUUACUAGAUGUUACACUUUAAAUGAUAAGGGUCAAUUGGAAUACAAGAUGAUGUUACAAACUGAUAAAGUUCCAUUAACUGACCAUUUAAAAGUUUUAUACGAGAAAGAAAAAGAAUGUAAAUAAAGUUUGUUUAAAAAUUUA